Messenger RNA from Rotaria sordida, 1773 nucleotides. NCBI's taxonomy places the organism in Eukaryota, Metazoa, Rotifera, Eurotatoria, Philodinida, Philodinidae. The record is from the annotation of a GenBank genome assembly.
AUGGCUAAAGAUUUUGAUUGUGUUACAGGUGUUGAAACUGUUUCAAAUCAAGCAAAUACACAGCAAGAUGCCUCGACAACGACUGAUAUUGGCUCAGACAAAAAAAAAGAAGAGACGUAUUCCAGCGAAUGUCAAAAGAAUACAGUUGCAGCAGCCGCCUCCACCAAUACGGUAAAUACUGGAAUCAACUCCAUCACCAAAAAAAUAUCUGCUGUGAAAACUAGUGCUCCAGCAACUAAAGUAAUUCCCAAUAUUCCAGUUGAUACUCGAUGGGUACAGAAUGGGAUGACUGUUGCUGGAGGUCAUGGAUGGGGCCAUGCCACCAAUCAACUCAAAUACCCUUAUGGUCUCUUCGUUGAUGAUGAUCAAACGAUGGUCAUUGCUGACUACGACAAUCAUCGUAUCAUCCAAUGGAAGAUGGAUGAUACGAAUGGACAAGUAGUAGCUGGUGGCAAUGGCCGAGGAAAUCGAUUGGAUCAAUUGAAUAAUCCAACUGAUGUAUUGAUCGACAAAGAGACGAAUAGUCUCAUUGUUUGUGAUCUAGGGAAUCGACGAGUCGUACGAUGGCCUCGUCGUAGUGGCACAACUCAAAGAGAAAUCCUCCUCGACAACAUCGCUUGUCGAGGAUUGGCCAUGGAUGAUCAGAGAUAUCUCUACAUCUCUGACUACGACAAAGAUGAAGUAAGACGAUAUCAAAUAGGAGACAAGAAUGGAACUAUAGUGGCUGGUGGCAAUGGCACAGGCGAUAGUCUCAAUCAACUCCAUGAGCCGACCUACAUCUUUGUCGAUCAACAACAGACUGUCUACGUGUCAGAGUACGAAAAUCAUCGUGUGAUGAAAUGGAAUAAAGGUGCAAAAGAAGGAAUUGUCGUCGCUGGAGGUCAAGGCGAAGGGAAUGCUCUGACACAAUUGUGGUAUCCUAAUGGACUGUUCGUCGAUACAUUGGGUACCAUCUAUGUGGCAGACUCGGGAAAUCAUCGACUGAUGUGUUGGCGUAAAGGAGCGAAACAGGGCACUGUCAUUGUGGGUGGAAAUGGUAAAGGAGCAGGAGCAAAUCAGUUCAACGGUCUUCAGGAUUUUUUAAAUUGUUUGCGUCGUCCAAUAAGUGCUGGUUAUUGCUUAACAUCAUCGUUAACAAGUCGAAAUAGUAAUUCAUGUGUUAUACGUGCAACAACAGCUAAUUGUCGAACACGUCAUAGCCAUAUUAAUAAUACAAAUAAUCAAACAAAUGAAAAUGUUCGUGGAGAAUAUUUUGGUUUAUCUUCAGAAGAAAUUCGAAUCCUAAGAACAAUAAAAGAAGUAAAUCGUCAACAUGAUGGCUUUGUUCGAAUAUUUCCAACAUAUGAUACAUAUGAAUUUUUUUCAUCGUUUUUUGAACAACGAACAACAACAUUUAAUCAAAUGCUUCAUCAAUGUCUUUAUCCAUCACACUGGACAGCGAAUGCAUUGAAUUCUCAACAAAAUUCUUCAAAAAAUCGUCGUACAACAGUACCACGUUCAAAACAUCCUUCAUCAGCAUUUAAUUAUGGUCAUCAAUCAGGUCAAAAUUUAACUGCUAAAACAAAUGGUUGUAAUCUUGAUGAAGCUCUUGAAAGAUAUAGAACUUAUGAAAGAAGAUUAAUUGAUAUUGUUCCUCCACAAACAACAACAACAACAAAUGAAAAUUCACAAAAAAUAAAUGAUAAAUCUUCAAAAAGUCAAAUGUUGUUGAAACAAUUGAACAAAAUUCAUCAAAACCAUUACAUAUUCAUCGAUCAACAUCAAAAUGUUUAA